UUGCCCAUCUGCACAGCUUUCUGAUCAGUCUGAUUGCCGUCCACAACCGAUGUGAUGUGCUCUGAAUGAAAUCACAGUCUCCAAGAAUCCCCUCGUUAUAUCUAUCAAUCGAUCCUUGUCCCUAAAGCAGUGCAACGGGCUCUGAGGUGGGAACCCCUACCUGGAACACAACUGUGCACGCGAUCACCCCACGGAUUGGAAGGCCAUCGUUACACAAGCACCCGAUUGAGCAGACCAAACCAACCCCCGGGCCACCCUGGCGACAAUUGCAGCGUCAAAGACGUAUUUCUACUUCCCCGAAAGCUACAAACCAUCAUGCCAACCAUCAAAGCCGGCAACCGCGUCUUCCAUGUCACCGACAUCGACCGCGAAGAGUGCUCGCGCAUCGUGCCCAUGCGAGUCCUGUCGCUGGGUCUGACGAGGACGGGGUCAGAGUCGCUGAUGGACGCGCUGCGCAUCCUCGGCUACCACGAAGCAUACCACGGAUACCAGGCCAUGAUCACCAACCCGCGCGACUGCGAGAUGUGGCUGAAGGCGUUGCGAGCGAAGUACGACGGGGUGGGACAGCGGUUUGGGCGCGAGGAGUGGGAUAAGCUGUUGGGGCACUGCCAGGCCGUCUCCGACAUCCCAGCGAUCUGCUUCGCAGAGGACCUCAUCCAAGCCUACCCGGAAGCAAAAGUCAUCGUCACCGUCCGGGAUGUCGAUGAAUGGUACGAAUCGAUGAUGACCCUUGUCACGGCGAUCGACACCCCACUCAACAAAUACCUCUUCGUGCCCCUCAUCAGCAUCACCAACAACCUCCUGCACUCCCGCUUCCGUCUCGUGCCCGAGGCCUUCCUCAAAGCCGGGCUAUGUCUGUACGGUGAGGAUAUCCGGACCACCGCCCGCGAGACAUACCGCAACCACCUGGCAACAAUUCAGGCCCUAGUGCCCAAGGACCGGCUGCUGCUGUACCAUGUCAAGGAGGGGUGGGAGCCGUUGUGUGCGUUUCUGGGGCAGCCCGUGCCCGCGGUGCCGGUGCCGAACGGAAAUUCGAAGGCGGAUAUGUUGGCAAGGCAUCGCGCAUGCAUGCGGUUGAAUCUGAGGGAGUGUGGAUGGAAGGUGGUUAGGGGGGUUGUUUUGGUUGGGGUUGUGGCUUUGGUUGUGCGGAGAGAGGGGGUGCGGUGGAGGGGGUUGUGGGAUGGGCUCUUGGGGGCUUUGAGGUUGUAGAUUUCCGAUGUGGGUUGGGGAUUGUGUAGUUAGCUGGUGAGUUUGUGAGGGUGUAUAGGGAGGUUUGGGAGUGAUGUGAUGGUUCCUUCUGAAAGUGCGCCGUCGCUGACGUGGAUGAAAGCAUUUCUGGCAUCGUCUACGAUGAACAUAGAGGUGGCGACUGCUAGGUGCGCUCAACUUGCUAGCAAGCACCCUAUUCAAACCCCCCGCCGCUGUACUGUACACCCAUUCCCAAUCCUCAGGCAUCCGUCAAAAAUGCCAAAAAUGCCAAUCACCCCGCAAAGCACCCUAAGGUCCACAUCCGGCCAUAACCUCUCCCCUAACCACCGAAUAUUGAUGCCUUCACGCUACGCCUGCUUAUGAACGCAUUGAAGUGGUGGAAUCAAGUACU
Molecule: messenger RNA, 1600 nt
Organism: Aspergillus uvarum CBS 121591
Lineage: Eukaryota; Fungi; Ascomycota; Eurotiomycetes; Eurotiales; Aspergillaceae
Product: sulfotransferase family protein
Exons: 4
Coding region: 316-1209 (297 amino acids)
Source: RefSeq, a predicted model, not a curated record